Messenger RNA from Euleptes europaea (tarantolino), 1624 nucleotides. RefSeq names its product aarF domain containing kinase 1 (gene ADCK1). The transcript is spliced from 11 exons. Bases 56 to 1624 code for a protein of 522 amino acids. Gene Ontology annotation, molecular function: ATP binding; protein kinase activity. Gene Ontology annotation, biological process: lipid homeostasis; mitochondrion organization; protein phosphorylation. The record is from RefSeq and is a predicted model, not a curated record. Gene Ontology annotation, cellular component: mitochondrial inner membrane. NCBI's taxonomy places the organism in Eukaryota, Metazoa, Chordata, Lepidosauria, Squamata, Sphaerodactylidae.
CUUUGAUUUCGCCAAAUAAAAUUGUCGCGGUUCCCCGGAAGCCGUGGUUGCUGCCAUGGCCAGAAGGGCUUUGAAACUGGCUUCGUUGGCCACGGUGGCUGCCGCCUCCACUGGCUUCUACCUGUACAGCAGCAAACCCCUGGAUCCCAAUGACUUUGGAGUUGUUCGAGUCGGCAGAGCAAUUGCCACAACUGCAGUUAUCACAUAUGACUACCUCACUUCCCUGCGGAACAUUCCCCGUGGGACAGAAGAAUAUGACUAUGUUAAAUCACAGGUGCACUGGCGCUCUGCAGAACGUCUCCGUGAUCUGUGCUGUGCCAACCGAGGAACUUUCAUUAAAGUGGGACAGCACCUGGGGGCUCUUGACUAUCUUUUGCCGGAGGAAUAUACUCACACACUUAAAGUGUUACACAGCCAAGCUCCCCAGAGCAGCAUGCAAGAGAUUGAGCAAGUGAUCCGGGAGGACCUGGGCAAAGAGAUUAAAGAGUUGUUUGUAAGUUUUGAAGACACACCGUUGGGGGCAGCAUCUCUGGCGCAGGUCCACAAGGCUGUGCUGCAGGAUGGGAGAGCUGUUGCAGUGAAAGUCCAGCAUCCUAAAGUUCAGGCGCAGAGCGCGAAGGACAUCCUGCUCAUGGAGGUCCUCCUUCUGGUUGUGAAGCAGAUCUUUCCAGAUUUCGAGUUCAUGUGGUUAGUAGAAGAAGCAAAGAAGAACUUGCCUCUGGAGCUGGACUUCCUUAAUGAGGGGAAGAAUGCUGAGAAGGUGGCUCAAAUGCUCAAGUGCUUUGAUUUUCUGAAGGUCCCUCAGAUUUAUUGGGAACUCUCAACAAGGCGUGUUCUGUUCAUGGAGUUUAUGGAAGGUGGACAGGUGAAUGACAAGGCCUACAUGGAGAGGAACGGCAUCAAUGUCAAUGAGCUCUCUCGCAACCUGGGGAAGAUGUACAGUGAAAUGAUCUUUGUGAAUGGCUUUGUGCACUGUGACCCUCAUCCUGGCAAUGUGCUGGUGAGGAAGUGCCCAACCACAUGCAAGACACACAUCAUCCUUCUGGACCAUGGGCUGUAUCAGACCCUGACAGACAGCUUCCGCUUGGACUACUGCCGACUCUGGCAGGCCUUGAUCAAAGCUGAUAUGAAGCGGGUGCAAAAAUACAGCCGGAGAUUGGGAGCUGGUGACCUGUAUCCCCUCUUUGCUUGCAUGCUCACUGCCAGGUCCUGGGAAUCGGUCAACAGGGGCAUCGACCGGUUGCCGGUUACAGCGAAAGAGGAUGUGGCAAUUCGGACCAACGCUGCCACUUACCUACCUCAGAUCAACACGCUUCUCAACAACGUCCCUCGCCAGAUGUUGCUGCUACUGAAGACCAACGAUUUACUGAGGGGGAUCGAGUCAGCUCUGCAAACGCGAGCCAGUGCCAGCUCCUUCCUCAACAUGUCCCGCUGCUGCAUCCGAGCGGACUCCGCGUAUCAGAGGAGCAAGACUGAUUCGCUCUACAGGAAGGCACAAAUAUCCCUCUCUGAAGCCCUGGGCCUGUGGCAGAUCAACUUGUACGAACUCUUCCUGCGGCUGAAAGGCUCCCAGCUGGGGAACUGGGUCAUCGCUUUCUUGAGCUGGAUGCACCACUGCUCAUAG